GCCACUCUUCAUAUAAGCUUCGUUUCCACCAAUGCCCUGCCACUCUCCUUGCCCGAGUCCUUCAAUUAACUUCUCCUUUUGGCUCAGAUGCUACGGAGUCUGAAGGAGAGGUUUCAAGGUAUGUCGCACCUGAAGGAAAUAUGUAGCGAGGUAUUCGCACAAUAUGCUUCUCAAGAUCUUUUGCCAUUGGGAAAUCUUCAAGUUGCAGUAUUACGUGUUUAUAAUUCUCUGAACAAGAAUAUGCUUGGCCCUCACAAGGAGCCUCCAUCCAAAUCAGCUAUCGAAGAGAAAACAAAGAAACUGAACGAUAAGGGAGGGAUUAGAGAGGAUGAAUUCUACAAUUUAAUGGAAGAAUGGACUAAAAAGGAUUUGCGCAUUUAUAUGGCACACAAAUUGGUUCUUUCUUUGAUGGCAGCACCUUCACUAACUCUGGCUACAAAGCGAGUGCCCAAGAUUGGACAUGUUUUCGAGAAGACUCCAACUCCUAUUCUCUUCUCGGUCUACUCCAUUGGCCUUCUACUUUCUCAACGCUGAAGAUCCAUGAAUGUUAUGUCAUCUAAAUAAAUAUACUUAUUGACGUAAGCUACAUGUCUAUAGUAAAAAAAAAACAAAAACAAAAAUAAACAUGUGAAAGUCUGAGAUAAUGUACUUGUGAUGCAAGAGUAUUGUUGAUGCAAUGCAAAAACCUGUUGCAACAAA
Zingiber officinale is the source of this 699-nucleotide messenger RNA. RefSeq lists its product as uncharacterized. The record is from RefSeq and is a predicted model, not a curated record. The transcript has 4 exons. Lineage: Eukaryota; Viridiplantae; Streptophyta; Magnoliopsida; Zingiberales; Zingiberaceae. The coding region runs from base 88 to 534 and encodes 148 amino acids.